Molecule: messenger RNA, 852 nt
Organism: Cyclocybe aegerita
Lineage: Eukaryota; Fungi; Basidiomycota; Agaricomycetes; Agaricales; Hemipholiotaceae
Source: the annotation of a GenBank genome assembly
AUGUCUGACAAGGUUCGAUCUACCAAGCUAAAAUUCAAAGGCGAAAAGACAAAGAAGAAGAGGAAGAGAGAAGAUGACAGUGAGGAACGGGUGGGGAGUAGCAACAAACGCAAGCUAGACGACCAGGAUCCCGAAACAUGGGUCCUGCCCGAGAACGUGAACGAACUACGUGGCCCGACAUUCAUAAUGCAUCCCUCCGAUCCUUCACCUAUCUCAAUCAACUUCAAUUCAACGACAAACCGCGUCGUUCUUUCCUCUCUGGACAAGGACAAAUCUGAGGACUCAGAACCUGUGAGCUUGCUUGAACGGGUGCCCACAGACGUUGCUCAGGUCUGGGUCACAACACGCGUGGCUGGCUCCUCGACCAUAAAUCUACGAACCGGCACCGGGGAGGGAAAGUUUCUCUCAUGCGAUAGCCAUGGUAUUGUUUCUGCCGAUCGUGACGCGCGAGGUCCGCAAGAGGAAUGGACGCCUGUGGUUCUUCCUGAUGGUAUGCUCGCGUUCAUGAACGUGUACGAGAAGUAUCUCAGUGUGGACGAGGUUGCUGGCGGUUCCAUGCAGCUACGGGGCGAUAGCGAAGAGGUCGGCUUUGCAGAGCGUUUCUGGGUCAAAAUCCAGCACAAGUACAAGAAGGAAGCCAACGAGGAAGAGAAGAAGCGAAAGGAAGGGGUUGGGGCGCCACCGAAGAUAGACGAGGGAUCCACGAAUCAUAUUUAUCAGGCAUGGGGAGCUGGUCGUUUAGUUGUUUCCAAAGAUGACAAGAAAGAGCUGAAACGAGCAAGGAAAGAAGGACGCCUAGCGGAGGCCAUGCUAGACAGACGCUCCAAGUUAAAGAGUGAUCGUUUCUGUUGA